AGUACUAUUCAUCGCUAACCGGGAUUUUGGGAUAGGGUUGCCAACGCCUGCGCUUCCAGUGCAUCCGGGCUUACUCCCAAGGCACUAAGUGAGAUCUCACCGCAUUGUAGAGGAGGAGGUACCUGACGGCCACCUGCCUGAAGAGGCUUCGUCUUGUUUUUGGUCCAUCAGCGCCUUCCUCCCUGCUGGCCGGUUGCCUGGUUGCACCUUCAAGUGUUGAUAAACCUCGCAUCAACGUAUCGCCAUAUCAAAACAUCACUGACAAAGGGGGUUUAAGGCGACAGAUUUGCACACUCUUUUCUGGCUUGAGAAUUCUAGAUCAACUGCUUUCUUUCGAGAUCAAGGACCAACAUGAGCAACGUGGACGUCGCCGAGCCUUUGGGUGAGCCCCGCGCUGAUGGCCUCGUACCCCGCCACGCCCGCGAUGCCGCCUUCACCGACGGUAAACUCACCUUCACCACUCAAAGCGGCAGUGAGUCUGCUCGCCCAGAAGAGAUAAUCUUUAUCGUCCCGGCGAACAGCAAUCCGGCCUCGGAUCCCGUCAUCUGCGUCCUCAGAGAAGACACCGAGGCCAAGGAAUCCCCUUAUCAGCUCGACAUUAUCCUGCUCGAGGAGGGCGACCUGCCUGCCGAACUCACCAGCGGCGACCUCCUGCUUCCACACUUCCCGGAGCAUCUCACGCCCAGACCGGAAACUCAUGACGUGCACUUUGUCGUCUCUACCAAGUCCGGGCUGGGUCACGCGCCAAAGUUCUGGGACGGCGUCGUUCAGCCUCUGGUUCUGCUCGCGGGGCAGAAGACGACAUCUGGAGACCUGGCGUCCACUUUUGCUUCGGAGGAGCCAUCAGCCCAAGGCACAACGCGCCUACCGUCCAGCUUCAAUGUCCUGAUAACAGAAGACGCCGACAGCGUCCGCAAAUUCGCAAAGGAGAGGUGGACCGCCAGGCGAGCCGUCUCGAGCUCGGCCUCCUUAACCCGGACAGAGACCAUCGUCCUCUUAAGCGGCGAUGGUGGCGUCGUCGACCUCCUAAACGGGUGCGAGGAAGAGGAGAAGGAAACAUCAUCCCCCGCCACCGCGACUCUGCCGACCCUCGCCCUCCUACCCCUCGGCACGGGCAACGCUUGCUUCCACUCGCUCCACAAACCCCUAUACACCGAGACGGGGCCCUCACACAUGGUGCUCGGCCUCCGCACCCUCUUCUUCGGCACCUCGCGCCCGCUCCCCAGCUUCCGCGCCUCUUUCUCCCCCGGUGCCCGGCUCAUCUCCUACACGGCCGACCCGGGCCCCCACGCGCCGCCGGCCGAGGGCGAGGGUGAUGAGACGACGCUUUCCCGCCACGACACGAGCGUCGAUCGCCUCUUCGGCGCCAUCGUCGCCAGCUACGGUUUCCACGCCCAGCUCGUCUGGGAGAGCGACACGCCCGAGUACCGCAAGUACGGUGACAAGCGCUUCGGCAUGGUGGCGCAGGAGCUGCUCAAGAAAAGCCACGCGUACGUCGCCACAGUCGAGUUGCGGUCCCCCGGAACCAUGGAACGGAGGCGCGUGGAGCGCGAGAGGUUCGGGUACGCUCUCGCAGCCAUGGUAUCGAACCUGGAAAAGACGUUCACGAUCGCGCCGGACAGCGCGCCGUUGCAGGGCAGGCUGAAGCUGGUGCAUUUCGGGGCCGUGGGCGGGGAGAAGACGAUGGAGAUCAUGAUGGCUGCGUAUAAAGACGGGGCGCACGUCGGUAUGAAGUGGACGGAUGCGGAGGGGAGGGAGGACUAUCUCGGGUACGAGGAUGCGGAGGAGAUUCGGGUGACGAUUGGGGAGACGGAUCCGCGGUGGCGGAAGGUGUGUGUUGACGGGACGAUUGUUGAGAUUCCUGAGGGCGGGUGGAUGGCUGUUGAGACGCUGGAGAGGCCGCUUUUUGGGAUUCUUGCUGAUCGGUCGGUGGUGUAGGUUGGUGGAUGAAGGAGGGACACGGAUGAGAGAAUGUUUGAAGAUGUUGGAUGUGUGAUGAAGGAGUGACGGGCAAGAGGUGUCAAUGGUAAUGACUCUACGUUUUCUUACGGACAAUACAAGAUGUGAGAUUGGCUUUAAGCAGUCUUCAAGCCAUCGGAAUAUUGAUUCCUGGCAGUGUUAUUAUAACCAGGAGGUGAGAAUCGUCUGAGUCUUGUCCUCAUGUCGCAAAGACCUCCCUGGUAUGCAAAAGAAAACUAUCUUAUGUCAAUUCAAGGUGUGGCAUGUCGUUGAUCGCCCCCAACAAAGGCCAUUACUAUUUGAAAGAUGUAGUGGAUUAUAGAUGAAACCUCGCCGCGGAGACAGAGAUACACACUGAAUAUCUCACAUAAUGAGCAAAGCCGUCGUUCGGGUAGUGGGAG
Molecule: messenger RNA, 2360 nt
Organism: Colletotrichum phormii
Lineage: Eukaryota; Fungi; Ascomycota; Sordariomycetes; Glomerellales; Glomerellaceae
Product: diacylglycerol kinase catalytic domain-containing protein
Exons: 1
Coding region: 352-1938 (528 amino acids)
Biological process (GO): sphingosine biosynthetic process; phosphorylation
Cellular component (GO): intracellular membrane-bounded organelle; membrane; cytoplasm
Molecular function (GO): lipid kinase activity
Source: RefSeq, a predicted model, not a curated record